Messenger RNA from Lutzomyia longipalpis, 2707 nucleotides. RefSeq names its product peptidyl-prolyl cis-trans isomerase G (gene Moca-cyp). Gene Ontology annotation, cellular component: intracellular membrane-bounded organelle. Gene Ontology annotation, biological process: protein peptidyl-prolyl isomerization; protein folding. The transcript is spliced from 9 exons. Gene Ontology annotation, molecular function: peptidyl-prolyl cis-trans isomerase activity. Bases 124 to 2286 code for a protein of 720 amino acids. The record is from RefSeq and is a predicted model, not a curated record. Lineage: Eukaryota; Metazoa; Arthropoda; Insecta; Diptera; Psychodidae.
AGUGCGGGCGUCAUUAUUGAUUGAGUUGACAAACUUUUCUUUUUGGUGAAAAUUCCUCCCAUUUUAUACCGGAAAUACAUUGUGCAGACACUUCUGGAUGUUGAGUGAAUCCCACUGAGCAAUAUGACAGUAAACUCGGACGAAAAAGCUCCCCGGGCGAGGUGCUUUUUUGACAUUUCGAUUGGGGGACUCUCUGCGGGCAGAGUGGUCUUUGAGCUGUUCACGGAUGUUGCCCCCAAGACGGCUGAGAACUUCCGGGCAUUGUGCACGGGUGAGAAGGGCUUGGGGCGAACAACGCAGAAGCCUCUUCACUAUGCCGGGGUGAUUUUUCAUCGCGUCGUCAAGGAUUUCAUGAUACAAGCUGGAGAUUUUUCCAAUAAAAACGGCACCGGAGGGGAGUCCAUCUACGGGGGAACUUUCGAGGACGAAAACUUCACCCUGAAGCACGACAAGCCCUUCCUCCUCUCCAUGGCAAAUCGCGGAAAGAAUACAAAUGGCUCGCAGUUUUUCAUCACCACCCAGCCUGCGCCUCAUCUCGACAAUGUUCACGUGGUGUUUGGCCAAGUUGUCUCAGGACAGGAUUUGGUCACACAGUUGGAGCAGUUACCCGUGGACAGGAACUCGAGACCCCUUCAAGAUGCAAUGAUCUCCAAUUGCGGCGAGUUGGUGCGACAAGUUAAAUCUAAGAAAGCGAAGAAAAAGAAAGCUUCAUCAGAAUCAGAGAAUGAGGAGGAUUCUUCUGACGAUAGCUCCUCAGCUAAAUCAAAGAAAAAGAAGCACGAGAAGAAGAAAAAGGAGAAAAAGUCAAAGCGAAGUGCUUCGGUGGAGGAAGGAGAACUCGAUGAGGGUGAAAACUCCCUUUUUCCACUGACUAAAAUUGAUCCAAAGGAAAUACCCGAUGUUUCCAAUAAAUUCCUCAUGCGAGCAUCGAGUUCCACAAAGCAGGAAGACAAGAGUGACGAUGAGGAGGACGACAAAGACGAUGACAAGGGCAGGAAGCGUCGAAAUGAUCGUGGACAGAGGAACUUUGGAUGGUCAAAGAAGCGUGUUCCGUUGUCAAGAAGUGGACGAGUUAUCAAAGGGCGUGGAGUUUUCCGCUAUCGUACUCCUUCACGUUCACGCAGUCGCUCCCGUAGUGUAACACCGCCACACUGGAAGCAGGCACAGAAGCGCACGAUAAAGCUGUCGGACUUUGAGAAGAUUGAGGAGGAGAAGAAGCAUCGAGAGAUUGAGAUCAAAAGGCGCGAAGUUGAGCGAAAGAGGCGUCAUGAGGAGAUCGCCAGGGAUGCAAAGAAGAGCUUCUAUGAGCUGCAACAGGUCAACAGCUACGGAAAGGGUGAGGAAAAGAAUGAGAGUUCAUCCUUUAUUCCGGGUGAGGAGCAAAAGCCCGGCGUGGAUCUCAAUGCACUCGACUACGAGCACCAUGGCAGUGACGUUGAGGAGCAGCAUGAAGCACUAAAGUCAUCAAAUAAGUCCGAAGUUAUGGCAAUGGCUCUUGGAGUGGAGGUUAAGAUUCCUCAGAAGACAUUUGAAGGGAGAAAUUCUCGUGAUCAUGGCGAUAGUUUGAAGAGCAAAUACGAUCGAUCGCCAGACAGGAGGCGUCGUAGAUCGAGAUCUUCAGGUCGUAGUCGUGAUCAUCGACGCUCACGAUCGCCCAGGGAUAAGCGCCUUCAUGAUCGCAAGAGUCGUCGAGACUCCUCGCGGCGUGAUUAUUCAUCCAAAGGCCGCAAAAGGGACUCUAGCGAUCGAUCACGGUCUCGUGAUCGUCGUCGUCGCUCCCGUUCUUCUUCAUCGCGACGUCACAGGCAGAGAAGUCGCUCCCCACGAAAGGACACCAAGCAGACCGAAGAGAAGCCCAAAGUGCUGUCCAGCGAGGAGAAGGCAAAGUUGCACAAAGAGAAAAUGCUGAAACGUGCAGAGGCGCUUCUUUUGCUGAAGGAUCACAUGAAGAAGGAAAUUGAGGAACAGGAGAAGCGUCAGGCGGAGCGAGAGCGUGAGAGAUUGCGUCAACUUGAGCGACAGGAGACAAAUGAGGAGUUGGCACGUCUCGAGAAGAUCAAGCAGGAAACACUGCAGAAGCUCCAGGCACACGAUGAUGAGUUGGUGAAGAAGGUUCUCGAUGGGGUGGUGUCCAGCGUCAAGUCGUCCAAGAUGCGCAAGUCCCGGAGUCCUAGUACUAGUGACCGGAAGCGUCACAAGAAGCACUCAAAGAGCCAAAAGAAAUCUCAACGUGUGCGAUCUUCCUCAACUUCAUCGGCCAACUCGAAGGAUUCUUUCAAACUCUAAAGCUACAACUAAAUGUGGGACUCUUAGGUGACACAGAUGGACUAGGGAGGAGGUCAGUCUCAAUUUAUAUAGACGAGUCUUUUCUUCUUUUUUUUUUAUAAAAUUGCCAUUCAAAAUGUUUUCUUUUUCAUGCUUUAAUGAAAAGUUACAAAAAAAAACAAAUUGUGAAAAUAAAAAAAAACUUCUCUCAAACAUUUUGAAAGUUAUUGAAAAGCACAUAAAUUAUUUUGAGAGCAGGCAAAAAGUUUAAAGGUCUGAGACUCUAUAAAGAAGAUUUACUAAAAUAGAAAUUAAUGUUGACAUUAGUAGCAGUUUUUACUUCAGCACCGGCAAAUUAAUAUUGAUGCUCCAGCAAAGUCUUUUAAUUACAUUAUUGUGCAAAAGUAUGUGGUUAUGACUGGUGAAUAAAUAUUCGAAAAUA